Messenger RNA from Symbiodinium sp. CCMP2456, 1641 nucleotides. NCBI's taxonomy places the organism in Eukaryota, Dinophyceae, Suessiales, Symbiodiniaceae. The record is from the annotation of a GenBank genome assembly.
AUGGCCACGUACCUUGAAGUCGCAAAAGAGGUGGAGGACCACUACGAGGAGUUUGCCAUCGAGGCUUUCAUGGGCCUCCCCUACAUGCCGGAUCUCUGUGACGGUGAAGAGCAAAGUUUGGAGUUCCCUGGAGCGCUGCCCGCCCCUCCGGGGCCCACAGCUUUGCUGCAACUCAAAGCCGAGAGCGAGGCAGCCGCUGAGCAAGGCGAGCGCUACGGCCGGGCUGUGUCCGCGGUCCUCCACACGCUGCGGGCAUCUGCCAGGACGGUGCAAGCUCUCAAAGACCACUCCAGGCUGCACUUGCUGGAAGCAUCUUUUUUCACCCACACCUGGAAGAAGGCAUGCGAGCUCAUCGGGUGCAAGACGAACUCUUUCGUUGACAUCAUGGAUGCAUCGGCGGGUCACACGGCUGAGCUCGUGGAGGUCAAAGCAUCCUGGCACGCGGUUAAAACCCAUCACGUUGCCUUCAUGCAGUUCAGAACGGCCGUUUGGAGCGCCAUGAAUGCCAGCUCUGCCUUCCAUGAGAACUUCACCGGCUUCAUUUACAAUCCGGGCAGAGCACGGGGCUCCAAGCGGGUGAAUCCCAUCUACAAGGAAACAGGUGACGUGCUGUCUACGGCCUUGGCUCUUCGGCGCGGCGACCCGAAAGAGAAUAACAACGGCAAGAACAUCAAAAAGAGCGGCUGGUGGUGCUUCAGUUGGGCAGCUACGGCCACCGGAUCCUACGGCAAGAAGUUCCCGACUAACGAGGCGCAGUUCGGCGUGAUCAUAGGUUUCAAGCUGAUCACGGGCUCCACCGCGAGCCUGAAGACUCUCUUGAGCAGCAAGGAGCCGACUGUCGACUUGAAGACGUCUGUCGGCCUCACCAUUGGCUAUGUUCCUCAACUUGCAAGCUUUGUCGGUGUCCGAGCAGGUGUAUCCGUCGGGGGUACAUUGACUCUUGGCCCGGGGAAAGCCAAAAUGAGCGUUUCACUGGGGCUUGGCAUGAGUGCAGCCACCGGCGCCAUCCAUCAUUCACUUUGCGGCGGGCCCCCGAAGAUUGGAAUUUUCGGUUGUGGGGGCAGUGUGGCGGUAUCCUUCACAUUGUUUUGCAAGGAGAUCAACUUCCUGAACGGCGACAAUGGUGCUGCCUUGGAUGACCCGUGUGCCACUGGCAGCAAGGUGUACGUCCAGAAUCACCGCCGGCGCCGCCGCUGGCACUACGACAUGCCUGGGCAGGCCCGGACAAGUGAGGAGAAGGCCGAGUAUUGCCGAGAGCGUUGCAACAGUGUGAAGGGUUGCAAGCAUUAUUCCUACUGGAAGGACGGAGGUUGCCACCUUCAGGAUUGGGAUUCCCACACUGAGAAAAAGAACAACGCGAAGACUGGCCCCCCUACAUGCUGCGCAGUUGGACGGACGAGGUGGGAAUACCCCUGGGGUCACCGCAGAAGGAGAAUCCUCGACAUGAGCGGACAGGGACGGACCAGUGAGAACACGUUGGAGGAUUGCCGAAAGCGUUGCAAGAGGGUGAACGGCUGCAAGCACUGGACCUACUGGACGGACGGUGGCUGUCACCUGUCCGAUAAUGGUGCCGAAGUGAAGCCCGACAGUAGCCGCCGGCGACCGACUGUUUCCGGAGUCCCAGUUUGCGAAGAAGGCUAG